Messenger RNA from Knipowitschia caucasica, 4083 nucleotides. The record is from the annotation of a GenBank genome assembly. Lineage: Eukaryota; Metazoa; Chordata; Actinopteri; Gobiiformes; Gobiidae.
AUGGAGGGCCAAUCACAGACCAGAGUAGCACAGGAGGAAGAGGAGGAAGAGGAGGAAGAGGAGGAAGAGGAGAAAGAGGAGAAAGAGGAGAAAGAGGAGAAAGAGGAGAAAGAGGAGAAAGAGGAGAAAGAGGAGAAAGAGGAGAAAGAGGAGAAAGAGGAGAAAGAGGAGAAAGAGGAGAAAGAGGAGAAAGAGGAGAAAGAGGAGAAAGAGGAGGAAGAGGAGAAAGAGGAGGAAGAGGAGGAAGACAAAAUACAGGAACAUCAGGAUUUAAUGAAAACAAUGACAUUAAAUGAACAGAGCAUCUGUCAGGCCCGAGCUGCUGUCAUGGUUUACGACGACUCCAACAAGAAGUGGGUUCCAGCAGGGGGCUCCACCGGCUUCAGCCGGGUCCACAUCUACCACCACACCGGGAACAACGCCUUCCGGGUCGUAGGCCGCAAAAUACAGGACCACCAGGUGGUGAUAAACUGUGCCAUUCCCAAAGGCCUGAAGUAUAAUCAGGCCACGCAGACGUUCCACCAGUGGCGUGACGCCCGACAGGUUUAUGGCCUCAACUUUGGAAGCAAAGAAGAUGCCAAUGUGUUCGCCAGUGCCAUGAUGCACGCACUGGAGGUGCUCAACUCUCAGGAUUCAGGCCCCACGCCGCACAGACACGGGUCUUCGGUUCAAAAUGGUCCCACUGCAGAAGAGCUGGACCUCCACAGAAGAUUAGAAAAGACACGCUUCAUUCUUCCCUCUGCUCUUUCACUCUUUGACAUCCUUCUCUUUGAAGAAGACAGAGAGCUACUGCAGCGAGCUACUGCAGAGAGCUACUGCACAGAGCUACUGCACAGAGCUACUGCACAGAGCUACUGCAGAGAGCUACUGCACAGAGCUACUGCACAGAGCUACUGCACAGAGCUACUGCAGAGAGCUACUGCACAGAGCUACUGCACAGAGCUACUGCAGAGAGCGACUGCACAGAGCGACUGCAGAGAGCUACUGCACAGAGCUACUGCACAGAGCUACUGCACAGAGCUACUGCACAGAGCUACUGCAGAGAGCUACUGCACAGAGCUACUGCACAGAGCUACUGCAGAGAGCUACUGCACAGAGCUACUGCACAGAGCUACUGCAGAGAGCGACUGCACAGAGCGACUGCACAGGGCGACUGCACAGAGCUACUGCAGAGAGCUACCGCAGAGAGCUACUGCAGAGAGCGACUGCACAGAGCUACUGCACAGAGAGCGACUGCACAGAGCUACUGCAGAGAGCUACUGCACAGAGCUACUGCACAGAGCUACUGCACAGAGCUACUGCACAGAGCUACUGCACAGAGCUACUGCACAGAGCUACUGUACAGAGCUACUGCACAGAGCUACUGCACAGAGCUACUGCACAGAGCUACUGCACAGAGCUACUGCAGAGAGCGACUGCACAGAGCGACUGCACAGAGAGCGACUGCACAGAGCUACUGCAGAGAGCGACUGCACAGAGCGACUGCACAGAGCGCGACUGCACAGAGCGACUGCAGAGAGCGACUGCACAGAGAGCGACUGCACAGAGAGCGACUGCACAGAGCUACUGUACAGAGCUACUGCAGAGAGCGACUGCACAGAGCUACUGCACAGAGAGCGACUGCACAGAGCGACUGCAGAGAGCGACUGCACAGAGAGCGACUGCACAGAGAGCGACUGCACAGAGCUACUGUACAGAGCUACUGCAGAGAGCGACUGCACAGAGCUACUGCACAGAGAGCGACUGCACAGAGAGCGACUGCACAGAGCUACUGUACAGAGCUACUGCACAGAGCUACUGCACAGAGCGACUGCAGAGAGCGACUGCACAGAGCUACUGCACAGAGCUACUGUACAGAGCUACUGCAGAGAGCGACUGCACAGAGCUACUGCACAGAGAGCGACUGCACAGAGAGCGACUGCACAGAGCUACUGCACAGAGCGACUGCAGAGAGCGACUGCACAGAGCUACUGCACAGAGAGCGACUGCACAGAGAGCGACUGCACAGAGCUACUGUACAGAGCUACUGCACAGAGCUACUGCACAGAGCUACUGCAGAGAGCGACUGCACAGAGCUACUGCACAGAGCUACUGUACAGAGCUACUGCAGAGAGCGACUGCACAGAGCUACUGCACAGAGAGCGACUGCACAGAGCUACUGCAGAGAGCUACUGCACAGAGCUACUGCACAGAACUACUGUACAGAGCUACUGCAGAAAGCGACUGCACAGAGCUACUGCACAGAGAGCGACUGCACAGAGCUACUGCAGAGAGCUACUGCACAGAGCUACUGCACAGAGCUACUGCACAGAGCUACUGUACAGAGCUACUGUACAGAGCUACUGCACAGAGCUACUGCACAGAGCUACUGCACAGAGCUACUGUACAGAGCUACUGCACAGAGCGACUGCACAGAGAGCGACUGCACAGAGAGCGACUGCACAGAGCUACUGCACAGAGAGCGACUGCACAGAGCGACUGCAGAGAGCGACUGCACAGAGAGCGACUGCACAGAGAGCGACUGCACAGAGCUACUGUACAGAGCUACUGCAGAGAGCGACUGCACAGAGAGCGACUGCACAGAGAGCGACUGCACAGAGCUACUGCACAGAGCGACUGCAGAGAGCGACUGCACAGAGCUACUGCACAGAGAGCGACUGCACAGAGAGCGACUGCACAGAGCUACUGUACAGAGCUACUGCACAGAGCUACUGCACAGAGCUACUGCACAGAGCUACUGCACAGAGCUACUGCAGAGAGCGACUGCACAGAGCUACUGCACAGAGCUACUGUACAGAGCUACUGCAGAGAGCGACUGCACAGAGCUACUGCACAGAGAGCGACUGCACAGAGCUACUGCAGAGAGCGACUGCACAGAGAGCGACUGCACAGAGCUACUGCAGAGAGCUACUGCACAGAGCUACUGCACAGAACUACUGUACAGAGCUACUGCAGAAAGCGACUGCACAGAGCUACUGCACAGAGAGCGACUGCACAGAGCUACUGCAGAGAGCUACUGCACAGAGCUACUGCACAGAGCUACUGCACAGAGCUACUGUACAGAGCUACUGCACAGAGCUACUGCACAGAGUGACUGCACAGAGCUACUGCACAGAAGCUACUGCACAGAGCUACUGCACAGAGCUACUGUACAGAGCUACUGUACAGAGUGACUGCACAGAGCUACUGCACAGAGCUACUGCACAGAGCUACUGUACAGAGCUACUGUACAGAGUGACUGCACAGAGCUACUGCACAGAGCUACUGUACAGAGCUACUGUACAGAGUGACUGCACAGAGCUACUGCACAGAGCUACUGCACAGAGCUACCGCACAGAGCUACUGUACAGAGCUACUGCACAGAGCUACUGUACAGAGCUACUGCACAGAGCUACUGCACAGAGCUACUGCACAGAGCUACUGUACAGAGCUACUGUACAGAGCUACUGCACAGAGCGACUGCACAGAGCUACUGUACAGAGCGACUGCACAGAGCGACUGCACAGAGCUACUGCACAGAGCUACUGUACAGAGCUACUGCACAGAGCUACUGUACAGAGUGACUGUACAGAGCUACUGCACAGAGAGCUACUGCACAGAGCUACUGCAGAGAGCGACUGCACAGAGCGACUGCACAGAGCUACUGCAGAGAGCUACUGCACAGAGAGCUACUGCAGAGAGCGACUGCACAGAGCUACUGCAGAGAGCGACUGCACAGAGCGACUGCACAGAGCUACUGCAGAGAGCUACUGCACAGAGAGCUACUGCAGAGAGCUACUGUACAGAGCUACUGCAGAGAGCUACUGCCCAUUUGUUAAAGAUCAGGACCCGGGGCAGAAGCAGAGGCCUGUGGAGCAGAGUGAAGGAUUCUGGGUAAAGAACACGGCUGGUUCUGUGGGGGCGGCGUGUGGGGAACGAGGAGAGUACAGUGCGAUGGUCGUCGCCUACGCUCCCUUAGCAACCGUCUCCGUAGCAACGGUUUGUGGCGACCUAAAUGAGACGCCAGCUCGACGGAAGAGACGAGACCUGAUGGCGUUUGGAUCCGGCUCCGAAAACCAUCGCCAUCUUUUCUUCUUACUGUAA